This is a messenger RNA of Aureobasidium uvarum, 1637 nucleotides long. The record is from the annotation of a GenBank genome assembly. Lineage: Eukaryota; Fungi; Ascomycota; Dothideomycetes; Dothideales; Saccotheciaceae.
CCGAAACAUCGCUUCUACGUACCAUGGGAUUCUUAAAGAAGUUCAAAACUGAAAUGAAGUCGACCUUUGGUGACGACCGGCCCUCGUAUCCUUCACAGCAACAGCAGCAAUCCCAGAUGCCCAUGACGGAUCAGCCGGCCAGCAUCCAGGAGCCUUCUCCCUUGGACGUUCUCCGCUAUCGUUAUCAACACGGCACCAACUUUGGCUCCAUUUUUGUGCUUGAGAAAUGGCUCACUCCUAGCAUGUAUCAAGACAACGCCGACUCAGCUGAGCUUGCGGCUGUGACUGGCAACAUCAAAGCGAUGGGUCUCGAUGCAGCCAAGCAAAAGUUUGAAAAACAUUGGGAGACUUAUAUCAGUGAUUCCGAUCUGGACUGGCUUGCUAACCAGGCUCAUUCUUAUUGCGCAAACACGCCUUUCGAACCUUCUUCCGCAGUGUAUGAGAAUGCAUGGCCAGCUGUAAAGCGCCUUGUCAGCCGUCUGACUGCUAGAGGCAUUGGCACUCUUCUUGACUUGCAUGCGUUGCCUGGUGGUGCGAACGGAGGUGAUCAUUCGGGUACCAACAGCGGCAAAGCCGAACUUUGGAAGUCGAAGAAGAAUCUGGACCUUGCUACACGUUGUCUACUAUUUAUUGCUCAUGAAGCUAGAUCAAUGGACGGUGUUGUUGGUCUACAGCUGAUCAAUGAGGCCGAGUGGGAUGCUCCCGGUAUGUAUGGCUGGUACGACUCGGUCAUUGGUCAGAUCGGUGGCAUUGACAACACUGUUCCUCUCUACAUUUCGGACGCAUGGAACCUAGGUCCUGCAAUUGGCUACGUCAAUGGCAAGAAUAGUCUGCAUGCUGGUCGGGCUAAUCCAAUCGUCAUCGACACUCAUCUGUACUGGGCGUUCUCGAAUGACGACAAGAAGAAGCAUCCUGGUGAGAUCACAAAUGAAGCCAGGUCAAAGCUCGGUGAGCUAGAUGGUCAUGAAGGCAACGUCGUGGACAAUGGUGCCGCGCAGGUGGUCAUUGGUGAAUACAGCUGUGUUUUGACCGAAGACUCUUGGAACAAGGCUGGCGCUCACGAGAAGGAGAACCUGGUACGCGAGUUUGGGCAAGCACAGACGCAGAGAUACCAGCAAAGGACGGGUGGAAGCUUCUUCUGGACAUACCGCAUGGUUCGUAACAUUCUUCCUCCUCUCGCAAAGAUCAAUACUAACUGUGUAUCANNGGACUGGAUGGAUGGCGGAGAGUGGGGCUUCAAGCAGCAAACCAACAACGGCGCCAUCACAGCUCCUAACAAUCUCGCCCUCUCAAAUGACGAUGUUCAAUCUCGUAUUGGACAUGCACAGUCUCAAGCAGAUGCAAAGUUCGGACAGACUUUUGGUAAUCAUUGCAAUUACUGGGAUUCCAAUCACCCUGGCGAAUAUGAGCACUGGCGAUUUGAGAGCGGCUGGAAGCUCGGUUUCAACGAUGCAGUGACUUUCUUCGGCGCAAGAGUCAACGGUCGUCUUCCUGGCACUGGAGGUGACAAGAUUGGUAUGCUGGACAUCUGGACCAAGAAGAGAAUCGUCGAGAGUGGUCAGGCAGGCAAGUUGUUGUGGGAGUUUGAGCAAGGAUUCAGACAAGGAAUCCGCGACUUUUAUGAACUUGCCGGAAUU